AACACCAGGAUCCCAGCAUUCACGAGGGCUGGAAGGUUUAUCUGAACACAACGAGGGCGCGGGAAUGGGCGCUGUACCGUAGCCAUUCCCAUCCGUUGCUAGCUGCCCACCAGGGUGCUCCCCGAGCCUGGGAAGCAUUAUGGAAGGCAGGAUAUGUCUGGGACACAAUGGUGGCUGAUGUUCGCAGGGGUGUAUCUGCCUGUCAUGAAUGCCAGAUGGGCAAACCCUUCGCAAAGGAACCUGCUCAACCACUGGUACGCAAGAGGAACUCGGGCAGGUUCACCAAUGUCCAGAUCGACUUUCUGACCAAACCGAAUGAUGUCAAGUUGGGGGGACCUCCCGAGUUGAGCCCUGGAGGAUGGCAGUACCUAUGUGUUCUGAUGGAUGAGGGGACUCGUGUCGCGCUUGCUGUGCCAUCGUUCUCCACAAGCACAAGGGACGUGAUUCAGGCGUUACUCCAGUGGUGUGCUUGCUAUGGAGUCCCUUCAGUCCUCCAGAUGGAUAUGGCCGGGGCUCACCAGUCACAAGAGCUUGCAAUGUUCCUCAGGAUGAUGGGCAUCUCUUUGAGACCGGGAGUACCGAGAAGGCCCCAGAGUCAGGGGAUGAUUGAACGGCUCAUUCGUGAUGUCAAAUCCUCUAUCCACACUGCCCAAGCAGAUAGACGAGGGUACACUACUCCCUG
Molecule: messenger RNA, 682 nt
Organism: Perkinsus marinus ATCC 50983
Lineage: Eukaryota; Perkinsozoa; Perkinsida; Perkinsidae
Product: retrovirus polyprotein, putative
Exons: 1
Biological process (GO): DNA integration
Molecular function (GO): nucleic acid binding
Source: RefSeq, a predicted model, not a curated record